GGGUGCCUGAAUGGUAAUUCCAUCGAAGAAGGACAAGUUUUUUUUAUAUAGCGAUAAGGAGACGUGAAGGGCUGUCGAAGAAUGAUUGAUCGAUGUCUGAACAUUGUGAAGGCAUGAUGGCAUGUGGUAGACAAAGCUUGUCCCGUCUUUCAGCUGGAAUAGCAAGGACGUCUAAAGCUGUUUUCUUCAAUCGCUACGUCGUUCAGGCGGCAGUGGUCGGGCUCUUCUUAGGCAGAUCGGUUAUGUCCGUGUCGGCGCAGGGUGCGAGUGAGAGCGACAACAACACGGGGACUGAUGAGUUUGGGACGCCGAGCAAGGUAAAGGAAGCGGUGAAGUUCUUCGAAGAGGAAUUGGAGAGGCAGGUUAAAGCGAAAGAGGUGCUCGAUCGAUUCAAGCUGCGACGACUAUCUUUACCGACCAACUUCUCGACCGGAGAUCUGAACAACGUGCGAUCGACGGCCGGCGGGUCUGCCGCCGGCGGGAGGGGAUCUGACGACCUCUCGCUCGUUAGAUUACGUUCCAGUUUUCCUGAUAUCCGUGUGUCCCAGCUGCUGGUGGGUGAUAGAGACGACCUGUUACUUCGUGCACGGCUUCGAACGAGUUUUUGGGGAGUACCUCUGGCGCAGCUGCACGCCGACGCAGCUGCGAAGGCCUCAGCCAUGGCCGCGGCUAGAAGGGCUCAGAAUGGGCUGAUUGAACAAAUAACGGCGGCCGGGGGUGAUGAGAGUAGUUCUGCAGUGUCUGCUGCUGCGCAGACGGCAGUGUCUGCUGCUGCGCAGACGGCAGUAUCUGCAGCAGCAGCAGCAGCGACUGGAGGCGCUGCUGUACAGACAGUAGAAGCAGCGGCGGCAGCAGCAGCAGCAGCAGCAACAGAGACAGCAGCUGUUGUUGAUCCCAUUCAAGUUUGCGCCUGGAAAGAUUCCGAUUCGGCGGAUUCUGAUUCCUCGGAGAAUGAGGGUGAGGAUGCUGCCCUCGAGAUAAGUGGACGGGACAUGGAGCUGCCUCCUUGCCUGGCGUCCACGUCGCCGGACAUAGCCGUUCGAUUUGCCCCCGCGGCGAGUUCAGGGGUGCAGAAAAGUCUUCCGAAAGAGGAAAAUCGUGACAAGGGCGAGCAUGAUAUCCGUCCUCGAUCGCUAGAUCCUGCUUUCGUAGGGUGGGGUAGAGCAAUAGCAGAAGGCCUGUUUGCGAAGAAAGGGGGAGGAGAGGACGUCGCUACCCGUGUGACGUCGGAUUGCCCGGCCAUAGACAGCUGCGAAGGCGACGACCUUUCGAUGCAGCACCAACGGCGCCCAUCUUCUGCACGACGCGCUAGCGAAGAAGACUCUUCGAUGCAACAACGGCGGCCAGCUUCUGCACGACGCGCUAGCGCCGCUGAUAAGCUAUUGGAUAUGCGGGCUCCAUUAAGCCCCUUGUUCAUCAGGAGGGGCAAAGACGCAGAGCAAGGGAGGAUAAAAGAAAGGGAGGACGAGGUAGAGGAGGGACAGGGAGAGCGCGAUGGAGAGCUAGGCGGAGGUAAAGCGGGCGGAUAUCCUUCCGCUCCUGCUUUCGCGGAUGAGGACUUUUCCCUACUCUUUUGCGGAUCUGGGCAGCCGGAAUUGGCUGCUGCGCGUGAUACUAACUCCGCCGCCGUCGAAGUCGUCGGUGGGGAGAAUGACCUCAUCUCGGUGGACUCUCCUUCGGAAUACCAUGACAGCUUAUCGAUGAGCGCGUUCGUUUCGCCGCGUAGCACGGUCGGCAUCCCUCCUGUCACGAACAUGUCGUUCUUCUCGAUGCUUGAUGCGCAGUCCGCUUUCACCGCAAAGUUUUCUAAGAGUUCGUCAGCUGUCGAUGACGACGGGGAUUUCGCUACUCCGUCAAAGAACUUGGGUGGCAAGUGUCUCGGCGACGAUGAAGACAAUGAUGCGGCAUCGUCGUCUGGUCGUGCUCCAGUCAAGACGAUACAGUCCAAGAGUACCUCCGUGGAGGUCCAGCCUUGCUCCCCCCACGAGAGCAUUGAUUGGGAGAAAGAUAGCGAAAUGCUAUCGACCCGAUCCGUCCAAUCGCCUUGGCCGUCUGUCAACGCUGACUCGGCUCUUGGAAACUGCCACGUGGACGCUCUGUCGUUGGAGCGGGAGCAGGACUAUUCUGCGCCACCCGCGCACGAAGGUCACAUCUUUAGCGACGGUGCAGAGUACUCGCCACGUCAUAGGUCCGGGGGUAAGCGAAAGGAUGGGCCAAAAUUCCAUCUGUUCGAGAACGAGUUUCUCGGCAACGAGUUUUCACGAGAUGAAAGUCUGUCUCCCAAUUUGUUGCCCACGGCAUCGACCAGGUUCUUCCCCCCGACCGCAAGCAGCGAGAGCAGACAAGGAACACGACCUCCGGCGUCCGCAAGCUCUGGCGUGGUCGCGGAAGGCCUUGAGCAGACGGAUGGGGCCGCUGGCACCGGGAGGUCCACUCCGAUGAGAGAUUGUCCGCAUUCUCAGCGUCAAGAGGACUCGAUUCGUCCGGCGGCUGUCCUGGAUGGCAGCGUUGGGAUCGGGCGCGAGGCACGAUCGUACAACGAUUGGAACGAGCUACCAGAGCCUGCGGAGGAGCGAGCUGUGGGCUCUGUUUCGAGCAAUACGAGUUGCAGUUCGAGUGGCAGCUGCGGUAGCAGCAAUGCCAUCUGUAUUGGUCGCUCUUCUGGCGAUGUGUCGUCGCAUAGAAGCUGCCUGUCGUUUACCUCGGACGCGCUUCAGGUGACACAAAGCGGGAAUUUGGAGUUCGUUGUGCCUAACUUCCACCGUACAGGUCACAGUUCUGCGGUUUCCAUGCAGCUGGAGAUGGUCGACGAGGACGAGAUGAUGUCACUGGCCGUUAUGAACGAAAAGGGGAAGACGGUUGCUAGGUCGGAGGUGGGAUCGACCGUCCAUGGCGUGGAUGCCCUCGAUGACAUGGGCGACAGCGAGGAGGUGAAUCCUUACAGUGGGAGGACCGCUGAGAAGUCUCCAUCUGAUGUCGUCGUGCGUAGUGACGAGAAAGAGGAGGAGAAGAGUCCUGAUGGGAAGGGAGCACAUGAGGAGAAAGAAAGCAGGAAGGAGGAGGAGGAGGAGGAGGAAGAGAGAAGGAAGGAAAAGGAAAGCAAAUGGGAGCAGCAAAGUGCGCUCACCAAUCCGGAAUCCAUGGCUGACGUCCAGUGGAUGUCCACGAACGCAGGUACUGCACAGGAGGGCGUUGGGAAAUGUCAUAAUUUGCUUUAUACGGUCGAAGAGGAGGAUAUACCGAAAAGCGGUGUAAUGAUUCUGGCCAACGAGAUCGAGGUGAAGGAAAUGGACGAUGAUCUCAUGCAAGAGGAUAUGGCUGUUGUACUCAACCAGGCUGCGGUUCUGAUUGAAGAGCGUGCUAGCAGCUUAUACGAGGAGAAAGACUUGGCACCGGAGGGGGAGGACUGCAGCGGCUUGAUUCAUUUUGCAACGACACCGAACAGACGGGCUUCUGGUAGCGCUGUGGAUCUCGGGUUUCCUCGCUCGGGGAUGACUUCGUCAACGCCUCCGACCAGUCCUUUGCUCCUCCUUAGCUCUCCUGUGCGCGCCUACCAGCCAUCACCCGCUAGACCCUUGUCAUCCUUUUCCUCGUCCUCCGCCUCGGAAGCGACGUCUGCACCCUCCUCGAUGAGGUCCUCCCGUCGUACACAGCCAACACGUUCGCCGUUGGCCUCUCCACUGCGGUGCACCGCCUCCUCGUCGGCCUAUCAAAACGCCAGCCCAAGACGAUGUUCCACCCCAUCGCUCACUGCCUCCCCUCGCCCUCGCACGAGCAUCACAUCUCCUACUGUUGGCCCGUCGUCCGGACUCGCGUCGCCGUUCAGCGUGCGCACGACGCUGCCGUCGCCCAUGCGAUCGUCCCCGACGCUCCGAUCUCCCACCUGCUCGUCUUCUGCCGACAUCCCGGUGAUGGAUAAACGAGUCGCAAUGGAUGAGGUCGUGAAACAGGAGGUAGCAUCCGGCCGCAAAGGCGGAAGAGAGAACAUGCAGGGGAACGAGGGCGUUACUAGGGGCAUGAACGAUGUGGUGGUGGUGGAGCACGUGGUGGCUGAAGAGAUGGCCUUGGGAGAGCUGGACGGGAACUCGAUGAGAGUGAGGGUGACGAGACACAAGGAGGGAGAAAGAAGAGGCGAUCACGGAGUCGAGAACAGGGGUAAAGUACUCAUGGUCGGCGUGAAGGAAGGGGGGGCUCAGAAAGGCGAAGGGGGCACUGUCUUAUCCAAGUCGUCUUCAAUCCGGCCUCCGCCGGUCAAAGUGCCACCAGCUCCGCAGCUGUUCGGAGAAGAGGACGAGCAAAAGCAACUCCUAGGAUCAGGGGGCAAACACCCGACAGUGCGCAAGCGGAUCGCCAAGAAAGCCGUGGAAAUGAAGCAUGCAAUGGAGUAUAUAUUGACUUUCGGACGUGUGAGCGGAUCGACUGCUUCGACCUACGUGUCUGGCAGGAAAGAUGGCCACGUCAGAACCUCUUCUGCCUGGUCAUCCUCCAAACUCGGCGACGAAGAAACGGAUUCAAGCUCCACGGCCGGGACUGGGAAGAUGUCGGAGGACCGCUCGGCGGGCAUGGAGGUGUCGUCAGCGAGGAGGGAGGAACCAGUGUCGCCGAUAUCUGAGGACGAAGGGGGGAAAGGCGAGGCUCCUCUGCCGGCCCCCGCCGCUGCAGAGGCUAGAAGUGCGGCGCCCGAAUCGCUGGCGAACGGGAUGGAUUCGCCACGAGCGAGGUCACUUUCAAACUCCCAAACGCAAGAAGGGAGUGACGAGACGUCGUCUACUGCUAAGACCUCCGGUGCAGCGUCGGUUGCUAGUAAAGCGACCGUCUCCCCGCGGGUGAGCUCAAGCGGAGGAAACAGCAAAAGUGAAACGGGUCUCUCAUCGCCGCAGGACACGGUUCAUGGCAAUAAGGAGUCGACAGAUCAUGAGAAGGAGAUGCAGCAGCCGGGCUGCACUCCCACCGAUGGCGCUAAUAAUGGUAACAAGGGGUGGGCUGCUUUGUGGCAGGGAGGAACUCUCAAACGGGUCUUUAAGUCAACGUCAAUGAAACGGUCUAAUAAGGCGUCGCCCACGCAUGAAUCUUUGCAUGGGCAAAUGCCGACGUCGCCGCCUGAAGGGAAUCAAAACGGUUCAGGCACUGAGGCAGGCUCUGCUUGGGAGAAGGAGACAAAGCAGACCGUAAGUAAGGACGUAAGCAAGGAGUCGAGGGAGAGCAGUCCGUCCGUUACGAAGGCAGGGGAGCAAGGGAAAGAUCCUUGGGAUAUGACGGAGAUGGCCCCGAUGAUGGGGAGCGAACAGAAGAAGGCAAUCGCACUAAGAUGGACGCUAUGUCAGUCCACUGAGCGAAGAAGCCAAAGUGUAGGUUGCUUCGGAGGCUGCCGAGGGCCCACUUGUUACAUGCCCACUUGCCAUAUGCCCAGGUACCAGCUGCCCAGAUUCAGGGGGUGUAUGUUUCCCGCUGCAAGGUCAACCCGUUCAGCUUGCAUGCAAGACGAGGCUGACAGACCGCUGCUGUGCUGGUCAGGGCGCAUCGUCGGUGGUAGGUCGAGGAGGGACGAGACGCAAGCGAAUGGGACCACUGCGGUUGGUUACCCUACCGUCGGUCCCACAGCUCAGGUUCGGUUCAUGAGCUGGCUGUCGUGUCGUAGCACAGGCGAGGAGCAGGAUUCGGAGAAGUGCAAUGCUGCAAGAGGAGAGCAGCAUGCGCGGCCAUGGGUGGGUGGCUUUUGCGGACUGCGGCAGAUACCGUUCAACUGGUGAAGGGCUGAAUUUCCUAAACCGUUUUUUCGGUGUUUCAGUUCUUGUUAGAUUUCAGUUAACCUCCUAUUGCGUCUUGUGGAAACUGUUCGUCUUUGGCGCUUAUCUUUUCCCUUUUCUCCUUUUUUUUUUUGUGGUUAUCAGUUUUUUGGAUUAAGUUAUUUCUCUGUUCCCUUCAAUGACGAACUCGUUACUCGUUGCUCGUUGACGAGGGCUUGAGCCGGACUCCAUCACCCCGAUGGGAAUUCAAACUUAACUUUCGUCCUGUAACGUAAGCAAUCGAUGAGUCUCGUGACAUGUCUAGGAUGGAAGGGAGGAAGAAGACAGCGAGUUUCUGAAGAACGCACGCACGAACGGAUGGCGGUGCUGGCAUGGAGGUCGGGUAAAUGGCAGCGAAAUUGUGUGCGCAUGAUUCUGGUACACGUCGUCCUGUAUACAUCUGUGCGCGUUCCCUGUUGCGAUGCUAGCAACAGCUUAUGGAUAAGUGUGUGGGGAGGAGGGCUCGAAGGAGUUCGAAAGGUGUGACUGAUGAGUCAAUCCCCGUCGAUUCCCAGCUUGAAAAUGUGAUAAAUUUGGCCGUUGUGUCGUUUUAAAGAAGUUCAGAGAAGGUGGAGAGAUCGGGUGGUCGUUGCAUUCAGAUCUCAAGAGUCAAGUCUCUCAGGCGAUCGUGGACACGACGAUGGCACCGUAUACUGCGAUCUCUUCAAAUGGAAAUGCCAGCCGCGACAGUUGUGCGUCCAUGGAUGGACAUAUGCAUACUAAGCUUGAGGAGAAGAUUGCGAAUAAGCAAUUGGAGAGGGAGACGCUGCGGGCAGAGAGAGAGAGAGAGAGAGAGAGAGAGAGAGAGAGAGAGAGAGAGAGAGAGAGAGAGAGAGAGAGAGAGGAAUAGGAGCAACCUGCCGAUCGGGAGCGUCGCCGUUGCGAAUCUAACGGGAAAGUCGGCAGGUGGACGAUAUCCGGAAUCCGGAUGACUGACGGCGACGGUGUAAAUAGAUAGCCAAAACGUGUCUGCGCAAGGGUUCUUGUUUCUAACGAAGUGUAGGGAAGGCGCAGUGAAAUCUGGACACGAUAUGUAAUCAAUAGAAAGGGUCGAGAUGAUGAAGGCGAGACCCCACAGAGGGAACUAAAGGCCGACGCAUGAUGUGGACGGGGAUGGGGAAGUCGGCAGGGAUGAACGGGAAAAUACUGUUGCUCCUUCCUUGGACUAGCGGAAGAUAGUGGUAUACACGAGUAACAUGACCACAUACCGUCGCGGGAGGCUCUAGGAUGUAGAAAAGAGAGUGAGGAGACUGGAAGAUAUCGGGGCUGAGAGAGAGAGAGAGAGAGAGAGAGAGAGAGAGAGAGAGAGAGAGAGAGAGAGAGAGAGAGAGAGAGAGAGAUGGGUUGAGUCGCCCAUGUCCACGGGCGCACACAAGAGCGUGUCCCAGUCGCCCUGUUUCUGCGGCCGAGUGUGUUUAGCAAAUACACGACACAGUAAACACAAGCAAGCGAG
Messenger RNA from Chara braunii, 7239 nucleotides. The record is from the annotation of a GenBank genome assembly. NCBI's taxonomy places the organism in Eukaryota, Viridiplantae, Streptophyta, Charophyceae, Charales, Characeae.